Cottoperca gobio is the source of this 6153-nucleotide messenger RNA. It is a transcript of the gene hip1, whose product is annotated as huntingtin interacting protein 1. The coding region runs from base 411 to 3458 and encodes 1015 amino acids. The record is from RefSeq and is a predicted model, not a curated record. Gene Ontology annotation, molecular function: clathrin-cargo adaptor activity; phosphatidylinositol-3,4-bisphosphate binding; clathrin light chain binding. Gene Ontology annotation, cellular component: cortical actin cytoskeleton; clathrin-coated vesicle; presynapse. The transcript is spliced from 32 exons. NCBI's taxonomy places the organism in Eukaryota, Metazoa, Chordata, Actinopteri, Perciformes, Bovichtidae. Gene Ontology annotation, biological process: endocytosis; actin filament organization; clathrin coat assembly.
GGUUGCCUACUAACUUAGGUCUUAGCCUCCAUGUGGGCUGAUGCAUACAAGCAGGGUGUGUUUUAAUGUGCGGCUGAAUUAGCGGGUUUUAUCAGCGGUAGUCCUCUUGUGUUUUCCCCCCGGGACAGCUUCGGCUUCUCGGCGGUCGGAUGCUGGAAGUCCUCGCCGAUAAGGGAGCACGUAGGGCUCGCAGAGGGAAAAAAAGGGGACGCGGAAGGAAGGAUAGCAUUUUAAUACCAAAUCGGGACACAUGUUGAGCUAACGGCCCGCUCCACCUCCCCCCCCCCUUCUCCUCCCAAAUGCAUUUGUUGCCUCAAUCGCUUUCCCGUUACUAAUUACUCCGCGUUAGGAUACAGCCGAUCUCCUCUCCGGCUCCAAGGAUCUCCACUCAUCGUUUUUGGGAGACGAUCAUGGAUCUCAGUAAAAUCGCUGUCAGCAUCAAUAAGGCCAUCAACACACAGGAGGUCGCUGUCAAAGAGAAACAUGCCAGGACCUGCAUCUUGGGGACCCACCAUGAGAAAGGCGCCCACACUUUCUGGGCGGCCGUCAACCGGCUUCCUCUCUCCAGCAACGCAGUGCUCUGCUGGAAGUUCUGCCACGUCUUCCACAAGCUGCUGCGAGACGGCCAUCCCACCGUGAUAAAAGACUCCAUGAGGAACAAGGCUGAUUUAACUGAUAUGAGCAGGAUGUGGGGUCACCUGAGUGAAGGCUAUGGGAAGCUGUGCAGCAUCUACCUCAAACUGCUCAUCACCAAAAUGGAGUUCCACAUCAAAAACCCUCGUUUCCCCGGCAACCUACAGAUGUCAAACAGACAGCUCGAUGAGGCGGGAGAGAACGACGUUAACAACUUCUUCCAGCUGACAGUAGAGAUGUUUGACUACCUGGAGUGUGAGCUCAACCUCUUCCUGGGUGUAUUCAGCUCUCUGGACAUGUCUCGCUCGGUGUCGGUGACGGCAGCGGGACAGUGUCGCCUGGCUCCCCUCAUCCAGGUCAUCCUGGACAGCAGCCACCUGUAUGACUACACCGUCAAGCUGCUGUUUAAGCUGCACUCCUGCCUUCCAGCAGACACUCUCCAGGGCCACAGAGAUCGCUUCCAGGAACAGUUUAAGAAGUUAAAGAGUCUGUUCUAUCGCUCCAGUAACUUGCAGUUUUUCAAGAGGCUGAUUCAGAUCCCACAGUUGCCUGAGAACCCUCCUAACUUCCUGCGUGCGUCGGCUCUGUCGGAGCACAUCAGCCCCGUGGUCGUGAUCCCCGCCGAGUCGUCGAGCCCCGAGUCGGAGCACGUGGUGGAGACGGACGACCUGGUGGACAUGGACGUCCCUGUGCUGCCGGUUGCUUUGGAGACCAAGUUUGACGACCUGUUUGGCACCACGGCUGCUGUAGACCCUUUCAACUUCAACAGUCAGAACGGCAUGCGGAAGGAUGACAAAGACCGUCUGAUUGAACAGCUGACGAGGGAGAUCCAGGCCCUCAAAGACGAGCUGGAGUCUUUCAGACUGGAGAGUGGUCGCUUGUGUCAGGCGCUGAGGGGGCGUGUCAAUGAGCUGGAGGCGGAGCUUGCAGAGCAGAGUCACCUGAGGCUGCAGGCUGCAGGCGAAAGCGAGUUCCUGAAUGCGGAGCUGGACGACCUGCGGAGGGUCCGGGAGGACACAGAGAAGGAGCAGCGGAGCAUGACGGAGAUAGAGAAAAAAGCUCAGGCCAACGAGCAGCGCUACACCAAACUGAAGGAGAAGUACUCAGAGCUGGUUCAGAGUCAUGCGGACCUGCUGAGGAAGAACGCAGAGGUGACCCGUCAGAUGACAGUGGCUCGGGCAGCCCAGGAUGAAGUGGAUGCAGUGAGGAGAGAGAUGCAAGAGAAGGUGAAGGCCGCUCAGGAGGUUGCAGACAGACAGGAGAGAGACCAGCUGGAGCAGCUUCAGGAGCUCCAGAGAGAGCUGGUGUCCAGCAGGACGGAGCUGGACUCCCUGAAGACCAACAUGGACUCGACACAACAGGCUUCGAGUGAGGUGUUGGGCACCCAGCUGGUCGCCCUGGAGUCUGAGAAGGCAGAGCUGGUGCAGUGCUUGUCGAAGGUGGAGGCGGAGCUGGCUGUCCGCGGGGAGGAGCUAGAGCAAGUCCAGACCUCGCUGUCGACUGAGAGGGAGAGCGGGGUGAAGACGGCAGAAGCCCUGCAGAAUCAGCUCAAUGAGAAGGAGAGCAGGGAGCAGGCGUUGGAGAGCCAGCUGGUCGCAGCUCGCUGGUCCAGUCUGCAGGGAGCUGUGGAGGAGGCACAGAAGAUCAUCCAGGAUUCGCUGGCUCAGAUAAACGACCCGGCGCACAUCAGCUGCACCAGCUCCGCAGACUACCUAGCAUCCAGAUGUCAGGCCUCUUUAGAUUGUAUGGACCGACUCAAUUCUGCCAGAGGAACCUUCCUGGCUGACAACACAGGUGUUUCUGAGCUGGUACGAGUAGUGACCCAGUGUGGCCACCUGGUGGGCGACACCAUCGUUCAGGGUAGUGCCACCUCCCACAUGGUGCCUGUGGAGCAAGCUGAUGCCCUGUCAGAAAGUGUGAAGUUGUGCGGGGCCGAAGCUCUGGCUCUGCUGGGCCAGUUGAAGCAGCAGGACAGCCUGAAUGCAGCAGACAACAGCAAGCUGAAGGCGGCUCUGGAGGCCAUCCUGGCCACUGCAGAGAAACUGCGUCCUCGGGGUUUGGAGCUACAGCAGGGAGAGCUGGGAGAUCUAGUGGAGCAGGAAAUGUCUGCCACCUCCGCUGCUGUGGAAUCGGCAGCUGCCAGGAUAGAGGAAAUGCUCAACAAGUCUCGGGCAGUUGACACAGGCGUCAAGAUGGAAGUCAAUGAGAGGAUCUUGGCCUCCUGCACAGAGCUGAUGCAGGCGAUCAAGCAGCUCGUUCUGUCUUCCAAAAAUCUGCAAAGGGACAUCGUUGAGAGUGGCAGGGGGGCAGCAUCCAUGAAGGAAUUCUAUGCCAAGAACUCCCGCUGGACUGAGGGCCUGAUCUCUGCCUCCAAAGCAGUGGGAUGGGGCGCCACGGUCAUGGUAGAUGCUGCUGAUCUGGUGGUGCAGGGCAAAGGGAAGUUUGAGGAGUUGAUGGUGUGUUCACAUGAAAUAGCUGCCAGCACAGCACAGCUAGUGGCUGCAUCUAAGGUAAAAGCAGACAAAGACAGCACAAACCUGCAACGCCUGCAGCAGGCGUCCCGGGGCGUCACACAGGCUACUGCGGCUGUCGUGGCCUCCACCAAGUCUGGGAAGUCCCAGAUUGAAGAGAAAGAUACGAUGGACUUCUCCAGCAUGACUCUCACCCAGAUCAAACGACAAGAGAUGGACACACAGGUUCUGGUUCUGGAGCUGGAGACUCGUCUGCAGAAGGAGCGAGAGCGUCUCGGCGAGCUGAGGAAGAAGCAUUACGAGCUGGCGGGGGUAGCGGAGGGCUGGGGUGACAAAGAAGAGGGCACAGGUUGAGACCUGCCAGCCCCCUCGGCCCCCUCCUCCACCAGAAGACCGGCUUCUGUCUGCCUCGUUCUAUUUAUACACUUUACACUCUUCCUUGUUUUAUUCUCUCUUUUUUGUUUGUUUGUUAUCUAAGCCAAAUUUUAAAAGGUGCUUCUUUUCUAAACCUGCUCCUCCACCCGUGUCCAAAAGCUUCCAUAGAGGACAGCACCAAGGGCUCAGUGACGGGGGGGGGGGGGGGCGUCGAAGGGAGGAGAACAAAUGGAUGUAAGGAGUGGGGCGAUGGGAGAAAAGCUACAGUCCGACUUCAUGGCCUCACACCCCCACCGCCUCUCCCCCAGGACUGCCGGUGAGAAGCGGUCGAAGUGAAGUGGAUCCGAGUAUUUAUUGUCUUUUUCUUUCCCGGUUUUUUAAUAACGGCGCUCCGUCGAGGAGUCACAGCGGAGACGCUACGAGCACAAGUUCUUCUCAAGACAUCCCAGGAUGCACUGCACAAGGGCCAAACUCUCGGAAGCAACAGUGGAGACCAGUGACUGUUCUUGCCCCUUACACCAGCCCCCAAAACCAUGUCUCUGUGUAACGUAGAUGGCAUGCUCUCCUACUAAAACAAGUGUUUAUAAAGCUGUGGGAGCCGGAGCUGCUCUUUUACAUGUCUGGAUCUUCCUCCCUAGUUUCUUCCUAUUCUUUUCACACUGUGAGUUAUCACCUUAUUAAGUCCAUACCGCUUCACUGGCUGGUUCACUGGACUUUCUGCCUUUCACCUCUCCACCAUUGUAACGACCGUGACUGUUUACUUGAGCAGACCCCCCCCCCCCACCCACCCUUUUCUUUUCUUUUUACUUUUAACAGACGCUUCGCAUGGAAACUCUUAAAACUGCUCCAAACUGGGGAAUAGUUCCAGAAAAGUAAAGUAGUACCGUUUCUUUCUCUUUAACAGUCUUAUUCACUUGUGGGCUUUGAGACUGAUGCUACAUUGUCGGAGGUGGCAUGAUGACCUGUUGCUCGAACACUAAACACAUGGGCUCAUUUCCUCUUUUAUACUGGUUAAAGAGGUUAGUGGGAGGAAAACCUCUUUUUAUAUAGAAAAAAAAGCAACAACAGUUUAAGCAAAUGUUGUUAAAUACAGUUUAAGAUCCAUAUUGGUGCAUAUUUUUUACAAUUGCUCGUGAUCAAGCAGCGCUACAACAAAUCUGCCACAGGAGCAGCAGCUUUGGAGGUGCAGCUGGGACCCAGUCGCACAAUGAACUGCUGACGGUGUUGUCUUCUGACAGACGGCUUAUCUGAGACGUUAUGACUCUGCCAUCAGGACCCCCCGGUGCUGCGAGGAUGUUGACCCGUUAUUUUAGGAGAGAGAAAAUCUGCAGGAGCAACAAAAGGAAAUCCUAAAAACUUUUUUUUUUUUUCUCAAACUUGAAUGUCAGUUUUGGGACAUUUAAGGCGGCACAAACCUUUUUAUUUGGUUUAUCACAUGAUCCUGCCUCUUCAAAUACCCUGCAGGACUGAUGGUUAACUGCAGUUUUAUAUCAAUCCUUCACUAACUAACUGUCUGCAUUGCCAGAACCACAAUGGACUCUGAAGUAUGCAGCACACAAUGACUGCAGUGUUUUCAAAUAGCCUCCUAAAGACCAAGUAGCUGUGUAUAUAAACUACAAGCCUUCUGUUGUUGGAAAUAAUCUUUUGCUUUCUUUUAAUCUAAAAGCAUUACUGUAUUGCAUCUCUCCAAGUAAGGAUUCAGUUUAAUUGAAUUAGGGAUAUAAAAAUGGUGCACAUGAACGCCACAGGAGAGAGAGAGAGGAUGCUAUUUAACAGAUGUUCCUGCUGAGACUGAUGGACUGCGUGGACUCUGUGAGCAGACUGAUCAUGCCUUUGUGUAAACCACGAGAUGAGUAGGCAUCCCUUUUUUUGUUUUUUUGUAACCCAACACCUUAUUUCUUCUUUCUGUUUGACGGCCAUGAUGAUUCUCUUGGGAGUUUGUCUCUGUGUGUCUUAACAUCACUUCGUUUUGACGCUCUGCUUCAGCUGUGUAUCUUUGGGGGGGGGGGGAAACAAAGUUGUGACACUGGUUUAUUUAACAGACGCUGGUCAUAAUAGUAUUUGCCAAUAAUUCUUAAAAACGAGUUUUUAACCCAGUUGCAGAAGCAGAUGGAUGCGUCAAGUGUUUUUAUGAGUCAGAUUUUGACACCCAUCUACUGUUUCAAGCAGGUUAAAACAAGCAGCAAGUAUUAUUUGCAGGACUGUUAGGUUCACGUCUUUGUAUUUAAUAAUGACCUUAGAUAUGUUCUGUCACUUCUUCCACACCUGGGUAGCUGAUCUUAUUAGAAAUUGGAAUAUAAAACAAAAAAGAUACCAUAAAAAGAAGGAUAGAUCCAUUUUUUACAGUAUUUCAAGUGUCUCAAAAGAUUAAUUGAACGCACCUUAAGUGAUGUUUGGUUGUAUUUUUGCCCAAAUAUUCUUUAUUAAAUUAACCUUUCUCUCUCUCUCUCUCUUUCUCUCUCUCUCUCUUUGUCUCCUCUCUCUUGGGUCUGUGUCUGUAGUCCUACCAGCUCAGCCAGCCUUUCAAACUGCCUCACACUGUAGUCAAAGAUAAACAAAUACUCACAUAGCAACAUUGAAAUAUGUCUUUGUAUGAUAUACUAAAACUAUGUUGGUGGGUUUGUUUUUAUUUUUUCAGUUUUUAAAAUAAAUAUUUCAACUCGUUAAUACAGAC